This is a messenger RNA of Camelina sativa (false flax), 1830 nucleotides long. RefSeq names its product mitogen-activated protein kinase 11. The record is from RefSeq and is a predicted model, not a curated record. NCBI's taxonomy places the organism in Eukaryota, Viridiplantae, Streptophyta, Magnoliopsida, Brassicales, Brassicaceae. Gene Ontology annotation, biological process: protein phosphorylation. Gene Ontology annotation, molecular function: ATP binding; MAP kinase activity.
UGGUCCUCGAAAGAAAAAGCAAUGGCGUGAGUUGAUUUUCACUCACGGCCGGGUCAUACGAGAAAACUCGUCUUCUUCUUCUUCUUCUUCUUCUUCCUCUCAAUUGCUCAUCAAAGGAUUCACACUUUCACACGUUUUUCUUGUUCCUCUUUUUAAACCCCACAAACAACAACCCUCAACACGCUAUAAUCUUUUCUUCCAACUCUUCUUUUGUCUACUUAUUCCCGCGUUAUUUAUAGUAUAGCUCUCUGUUUUGAUCUCACUCUAAUUACCUCAAUUCAGUAUCUGUUGGAAGAAAGAGAGAGAGAUGUCGACGGAGACAUACUUCGGUGAUGACAGCAACAGAGGAGUGAGUAUUAUUGGUGGUCGUUAUGUUCAGUAUAAUGUGUAUGGCAAUCUCUUCGAAGUUUCUAACAAGUAUGUUCCUCCUCUUCGUCCUAUCGGCAGAGGCGCUUCUGGCAUCGUCUGUGCUGCAUGGAAUUCGGAGACGGGUGAGGAAGUGGCGAUCAAGAAGAUUGGUAAUGCAUUUGGCAACAUCAUCGACGCUAAGAGAACUUUGAGAGAGAUUAAGCUUCUUAAGCAUAUGGAUCAUGACAAUGUCAUUGCCAUUAAAGACAUAAUACGACCACCGCAGCGAGACAACUUCAAUGAUGUUCACAUUGUAUUUGAGUUAAUGGACACUGAUCUUCACCACAUUAUACGCUCAAACCAACCGUUGACCGAUGAUCAUUCACGGUUCUUCUUGUACCAGUUGUUGCGAGGACUCAAGUAUGUGCAUUCAGCCAAUGUAUUGCAUCGUGAUUUAAAACCGAGUAACUUGCUCCUGAAUGCAAACUGUGACCUCAAGAUUGGGGAUUUUGGACUCGCAAGGACUAAUUCAGAGACAAACUUCAUGACAGAAUAUGUUGUUACACGUUGGUACCGAGCUCCAGAGUUGCUCCUCAAUUGCUCAGAGUACACUGCAGCUAUCGAUAUUUGGUCUGUUGGUUGUAUACUUGGUGAAACAAUGACCAGGGAGCCGUUGUUUCCCGGCAGCGAUUAUAUUCAGCAGCUUAGGCUCAUCACUGAGCUUAUAGGUUCACCAGAUGAUUCAAGCCUAGGAUUCUUAAGAAGCGACAACGCGAGACGAUACGUAAGGCAGCUUCCACAGUAUCCAAGACAAAACUUUGCCGCUAGAUUCCCAAACAUGUCGGUCAAUGCAGUUGAUUUGCUGCAGAAAAUGCUCGUCUUUGACCCAAGCAAACGGAUUACAGUUGACGAAGCUCUGUGCCACCCAUACUUAGCGCCGUUUCAUGACAUGAACGAGGAACCUGUAUGCGUGAGGCCGUUCCAUUUCGAUUUCGAGCAACCUUCAUUGACAGAAGAUAAUAUCAAGGAGCUUAUAUAUCGUGAAUCAGUCCAGUUUAACCCUCAAGAUUCUUAGUCCGAGACUUUAAAAGAGAAUCUUGACAAGAAACUCAACAAGCUCUGUUCAUAGAGAAAUUAGUUACGGACGGAAUACAUUGCUCUACGGAAUUAGUUACCUCCGGGAUAACAAAUCCCACCGUCGCCGAGCCGUCGCUUUAGCUCGCUCGUCUGUCGCAGUUUUACAGAAUUUUUAAUAAGGGGGCGAUAGUUUCUCUUAUUUCGAUUAUAACCCCCAAUCUUACUGAUUGUUCAACAUUCUGAGAAACCCUUCUUUUUGUUUCCACUAUCCUAUUUAUUGGGCUUAUUUAAAGUAUCUCGUCUCGUCUGGCUUACAAAAGCCCAAUUCAUUCGAUUAAUUAUGUUGUACGGAAAUAUUAAAUAAAAAUGAUUACAGAUCAAUUAACUCUUCUAUUUUGCAGAUUA